Paramisgurnus dabryanus is the source of this 4266-nucleotide messenger RNA. The record is from RefSeq and is a predicted model, not a curated record. NCBI's taxonomy places the organism in Eukaryota, Metazoa, Chordata, Actinopteri, Cypriniformes, Cobitidae.
CGCUUGGGGUGUUUCUGAGAGUCGCUUGGGGUGUUUCUGAGGGUCCCCCAGGGUGUUUCUGAGAGUUGGCUCGGGGUGUUUCUGAGAGUCGCUUAGGGUGUUUCUGAGGGUGGCCCAGGGUGUUUCUGAGAGUUGGCUCGGGUGUUUCUGAGGGUCACUCGGGGUGUUUCUAAGGGUCACUUGGGGUAUUUCUGAGGGUCCCUUGGGGUGUUUCUGAGAGUUGCUUGGGGUGUUUCUGAGGGUCCCCCAGGGUGUUUCUGAGGGUUGCGCCUGGGUGUUUCUGAGGGUGGCCCGGAAUGUGUCUGAGAGUUGGCUUGGGUUGUAUCUAAGUGUCCCCCAGGUUGUUUUUGGGGGUGACCCAGGGUGUUUCUGAGAGUUGGCUCUGGGUGUUUCUGAGGGUCACUUGGGGUGUUUCGGAGGGUCGCUUGGGGUGUUUCUGAGAGUGGCUUGGGGUGUUUCUAAGGGUCCCCCAGGGUGUUUCUGAGGGUUGUGCCAGGGUGUUUUUGAGGGUGGCCCGGAAUGUUUCUGAGAGUUGGCUUGGGGUGUUUCUGAGGGUCGCUUGGGGUGUAUCUAAGGGUCCCCCAAGGUGUUUCUGAGGCUUGCCCUGGGUGUUUCUGAUGGUUGCCCCAGGGUGUUUCUGAGGGUUGCCUCUGGGUGUUUCUGAGGGUCGCUUGGUGUGUAUCCGACGGUCGCCCUUUUUUUUUUUGUGUUUCCCGGGAUGUUUCUGAGAAUUGUAUUUGGAGUUGUUUGGGGUGUGUCCUUCUGUAAAGCUCCAUUGCGAGUGUAAAAGUGCUAUACAAAUAAAUGUAAUUAAGAGUGUUUUUGAUGGUUGUAUAAAGUAUUUAUGGGGUUGUUAUUGUGAUUUGGAGUGUUUUGAGGGGUUUUUUUAGGGUCACUUUAGUCAUAUGGGUGUUUUGAAGGUUGUUUGUUGUGUUUUUAAGGGUAAAUGAUGUUCUUCAUUAAACCUGUGUCCGGUCUGUUGUGUGGAUUUCCUGCUGAACUACAGGUCGUGGACCAGAGUUGGGUUUGAUUUGUUUCCUCUCUGUAGGGUCAGUUAUUCAAGAACUCAUAAACUGAACCUUCAUCAGGGUCACAGGAUAACCCAUGUCAAUCUGAACCAAUUCAAUAAAACACUACAUUAUUCAUAAAACAUGGAGAUAUAUACCACAACAGAGCAUGUAUGUGUGUGUGUUUUAUGGGUGGAUCUUUGUGAAGUGUCAGCAGGAGUCUCUCUCUCUCUCUCUCUCUCUCUGUAUGUUUAUGUGUGUGUGUGUGUGUGUGUGUGUGUGAUGUGGUCUGCAGAUGUUGUAUGAACAAUGUGACCCCAAGGCAGCAAAACUCGUCCUCUCUCUCUCUCUCUAUUGUGUGUGUUCUGUGAGAUUUCCGUGUCUCACCGUGAGUCUGAAUUCAUCGCUUCAUCUCACGCUGAGUCUGAGCUCAAAACAAACUCGUUUCCAACAGGAUUCAGUCACAUGAUAUCAUGACAGAGAUCAUUCACAGAUGGAUGAAUCGGGGCUGAAUGAUUGUACUGGAGAACUGGACACGGGUGAUGAUAACACACAUUGUCUAGCAGGGAGAUGGUCCUACUGAUGAAGAACAGACUGCAGAUGAUAGAGAGCAACAUGGAGGACGUCUGACCCUUUCACCCUACUUCACCCUAAACCAGAAUGAUGAUGAUGAUGCUGUUUCCAUGUCAGAUGCAGAUCACAGCAGGUCUGUGCCAUCAACGCCGUUCUGCUCCGGACGAACCCAGAGAAGAUUCAGUGGAGUGGGUGGAGUCAGAGAGAGGGGAGGAGCCUGUGAGAGGAGGGGCAGUGUCACCCAAGUUGAAGUGGUUAAAGAGGUUAUUAAAGGCUAGGUUUGGUUGACGUCACAGAGUUAAUCCGUCCCUGAAGUUUGUGUGUGAGCGCAUGUGAUAAAGAGCAGCACAGGUGCAUUCGUUCAUCAGUCUCUCCUAACACAUCUCAUCCACAGGUAAGAAUCAAAUCUCUCAUCUGAUCUCAAUGAAUAAUAAUGUGAGUUUGUGUUUUAUGAGGAUUUUGUGAUUGAUAACAAAAGGAAUAUAUUUCUUUUAUUAAUAGACAUUAAAUGUAAAUGUUUAAUUCAGUGAACCAAAGAUUUAUUAGAUUGCAAUGCAUUCAAACAUUUAUUUUUAGUAUUAUAAUGCUGCACAGAUGUAAGUUUAUCAAACAUAUUUGAAUGAAUGUUUUGAUGUUGAAAAAUCAUUUGUAAUGCUUUACAGUAGGGAUAAGUUUGUUAACAUUAGUGAAUGCAUUAGCUAGCAUAAAGUAAUAUAGUUUUUCAGCAGUUAUUAUUGUUAGCACAUGUUCAUUAACAGAUACAACAUUUGAUUUGAAUAAUAUAUUAGUAAAUGAACAUGAACUCACAUGUUAAAUGCUGUAGAUGUGUUGUUCAUUGAUAGUUUAUGUUUACUAAUGCAUUAACUAAUUCAACCUUAUUGUAAAAUUUAACUUAUUUAUUAUAUUGAAUUAAAUGAUCUGAUGUGUUUCGUGAGAGUUUAUCAUACAUACAGUAACCUACAUAGAGAGAUCACAGAUCUGAGAUCAGAUUAAAACUCUUCUUAGAAACAGAGAAUCUGUGAGCAUCUGCAUUUCUAUAAGAGAGUGAGAUCAGACAUGAUCUGAUAGAUGAUCGUAUAAGACAUCAGUUUUUGUGUUGUACAGGAGUCACAAAAUCUGAGCCGUGAUGGGACGUAAGGAGAUCCAAUGCAGCUGGAAGAAAAUAACCAACAAUAUAAGAGACGUCUUUGAUUUUAAAGAAGUCCUGGGCUCGGGCUCAUUUUCUGAAGUGUUUCUGGUGAGAGAGAGAACGACUGGGAACUUUUACGCCCUGAAGUGUGUGAAGAAAAAACAGCUGCACAACUCAAACCUGGAGAAUGAGAUCAAAGUUCUGAGGAGGAUAAAGCACAGUAAUGUGGUGGGUCUGGUGGAUUUCUAUGAAACCCGCACACACUAUCAUCUGGUUAUGGAGCUGGUCUCGGGUGGAGAGCUGUUUGAUCGUAUUCUGGAUCGAGGUGUUUACACAGAAAAAGAUGCCAGUCAUGUGGUCAAACAGGUCCUGGAGGCUGUAUCAUACCUGCAUCAAAACAGCAUCGUUCACAGAGACCUGAAGCCGGAGAACUUACUGUACUACAGUCCAGAUGAAAAUGCUAAGAUCAUGAUCAGUGACUUUGGUUUGUCUAAGAUGUCUGAUCAUGAUGUGAUGUCCACAGCCUGUGGGACACCAGGAUAUGUUGCUCCAGAGGUUUUGGCUCAUAAGCCGUACAGUAAAGCUGUGGACUGUUGGUCUAUUGGAGUUAUAACAUACGUCCUAUUGUGUGGAUAUCCACCAUUCUACGAGGAGAACGAAACGCGACUUUUCUCCAAAAUAAUGAAGGCAGAAUAUGCGUUUCACUCCCCGUACUGGGACAACAUCUCAGAGUCGGCAAAGGAUUUUAUUCGACAUAUGCUGGAGAAAAACCCCAGUAAACGUUUCACAACUGAACAAGCGCUCGAUCACCCAUGGAUUAUCGGUGUGACAGCUCAGAAUGACAACAUCUAUCAGUCCGUCUGUCAACAGAUACAGAAAAACUUUGCCAAAUCCAGAUGGAAGCGAGUCAUCAAUGCGACAGUUGUAGUUCAGCACAUGCGACGGCUCCAGAUUGCUCAUGCGGAUCCCGUGGUCUCCACCCCACCGCCAUCGAUCGAGGUGAUGGACGUCUCGUCCGUCAGUCCGCCCGCAGACGAGCUGGACACCAAUGGCAACCUAUCGUGCAGUCACAUGAGCCUGUCUCCUCAGUGUGAUGUCAUCAUCAGGCGCGGCCCGCUGAAGGCCUGUAACAGUGAGCCGAUGCACGCCCUGGUCAUCAAUGAAAGCGGACAGCACUCGUAUCAUUCUGAAUCUGAUCUGGCCUGUGCCGCUGACAGAGCGGGUGCUGCGGAUGGGCGUGGUCAGUCUCUUCAGACCGGAGUCUGCUCGGUGAUGUAAUCAGCUGACUGGUGAAUGACAGCUGUCAGUCAAAUGAAGAUGAUAUCAUCCUGCUGUUAAAAGAUGGAUUUGUGCGGUGUUAUUUCUUUAAGGGAUUAUCUCCACAACAAACCCACAACUUGAAUCAAGAGUUACACAAGUGCCAACCACACACACACACACACACACACACACACACACACACACACACACACACACACACACACACACACACACACACACACACACACACACACACACACACACACACACACACACACACACACACACACACACACA